Messenger RNA from Cyprinus carpio (common carp), 2496 nucleotides. RefSeq names its product gastrin-releasing peptide. Lineage: Eukaryota; Metazoa; Chordata; Actinopteri; Cypriniformes; Cyprinidae. Gene Ontology annotation, molecular function: neuropeptide hormone activity. The record is from RefSeq and is a predicted model, not a curated record. Gene Ontology annotation, biological process: neuropeptide signaling pathway.
GAACCAGUUUAGUCUUAGACCUCUUUUUGUAUUUUUAUCCAAAUUUUCCUAAAACAUAAAGCAAUUAGGACUCUAUUGCACCAACCAACUGCACGAGAAAACAACAAGAAGCCAGUACACGCUAUUUUUACCCCGUAUCUAAUGAAAUACUGAUGACAUUUCACAUUGAAUCUGUCUUGGGAAACACAAUAGCUCGUGGCUGAGAUAAUGACAGGUUCAACAUGUCAUUCUGUGUUUUAUGUCAAGUAGCCUAACCUACCAAGAUACUGACGCAGAACCCCUGGGAGGGGGCAUUAAACUUUCAGUGUACCACCCCAUACGAGUCAUCCAGACAUUGGCACGACAGUUUCUCUCUAUAGCGCACGAAAUUAUCGCGUCAUUUUCUUUCACUUUCUAAGUGGUCGUCGUCACGGAGUAUAUAAAUGAAGUGAUUAUCCAUAUGCAGCAUUACACGGGCCUCUACUAGCAAUAAGUGCACGAGCAAUUACAGGAGUACUGAUCAAAGAAGCUGAAGGCACUCGACUCGAGUCUUACAUGAGCGUUAUGUGCCUCGUCUGGAGAUACAGAUUAGUCGCUUCCAUCGUUCUGCUUGCAGUGCUCUGUGAUGUUUAUGCGUCAGACGCACAACCAAUUGGAAAAGUUUAUCCGCGCGGAAAUCACUGGGCUGUUGGCCACUUAAUGGGCAAGAAAAGCACAGAUGAGCAGGUCAGACCUGAGGAUCCAGAAGGCGGCGUUGAGACCUCUAUGACGACUGGAGAUCAGGAUCAACAGCUGGAAAGAUACAACAAACAUCUGCUGCUGCCACUCCUGCAUGUGCUCAUGAGAGGACGGAUGGCACCGGAGCUGAAGGGCACAGAGGAGAUCGAUGCUCAAAAACUGCUCCAGCACAUGCUGGAAGAGAGACUUCAGAGAGAGGAAGGUCAUGAGAGAGACAGACAAGUCAAAUUGGCUGAGGACUUCUUGUUACGGGCUUUAUUAAUGCAGGAUGACAAUGAAAGCUGAGGACCAACUGGACAAAAGACUAUGGUUUGAAGUUCACUUGACAACUGGCUUGAUCGAAUACAAACCUCUUUAUUCAACAACAUAUAAAUAAGCAUGUUAUAUUUUUGUAUACAAAGAAACACACAUAAACUGAGUGUCAUCAUUCUGUAUAUUUUAUGGUAUUGAUUUAUAAAGGAAUUCAUUUUCUUGAUAACUGACACCAUAGUAACCAUUGUAUUCACAGUUUAAUUGAUUAAUAUUUAAUAAACUUUAACUUGUUGGGCUAUCUGCGGUUUAUAAAAACAACAGUCUGCUCGCUUGCAUAUCAUUUGAAAUGUCUUGACUAGAAAAAAACUAUUAAAGGAAAAGUUCACCCAAAAAUGAACAUCUGCAGAAAAUUUACUCACUCUCGUGUCAUGCAAGAAACAAGUUGGUUUCUUCAUCAGAACAGUUUUGGAGAUAUUUAGCAUUGCACCACUUGCUCACCAAUGGAUCCCCUGCAGUGAAUGGGUGCCGUCAGAAUGAGAGUCCAAACAGCUGAUAAAAACAUCACAAUAAUCCAAUAAGUAAUAAGUAAACAAUAAGUAACCAAUAUGUUUUGUGAAGCGAAAAGCUGUGUGUUUAUAAGAAACAGAUUUUCAUUUUUGGGUGAACUAUUCAUUUAACAUUAACAUGAAUUCCUAACAGUCCACACAUUACACCUAAACAGAGAAUGUGCUGAGCUGAAUGCAUUAGUACAUGUAGUUUGAGAGUUAAAAGGCCCUGUCUCAUUCUGAAAGCAAUUUGUUAUGGGCUAUGAUCGAUCUCUUGAGGUGGCUGGCCAUAACCUGCUUAUUAGUCAAGCAGUCACUUAACAACGGCAGGCAGGUGACAGGGAAACUCUUCAGCGGACACUAAUGAUUGUCUGAAUAGCUAAAUCACAACCUCUGCAUUGUCUGUGACAACUGGCAGGAAAUUGUUGAUGGUCUAAUUGUCUCGCCGCUCUCAGCUGUCUGUGCACAAUAAUGGCUCCAAUUAUACACACUGAUGUUUCUAACAAUGAAAGAUGUCAGCUGAAGCCACUUUCAUUUGUUUAAGCUCAUCUACUGUAGUUCCUAUCUUAUGUUUGCUUUCCUCUUUGGUCACAGAUGAAUAACCAUUAAUAGAAAUGUGACCCCCUUCAGUCUCAAUCUGAUUGCAUCACUGAUAAGGUUGCUGCACAAAUGGCUAACAUCAGAUUUGUUGAUAGUCAUGUGUUCAUGAAGAUGUGAGCUGAUGGGUUUGGUACAGGUCUGCAGGUCCCAACUGCUAAUGCAAACAACUGUAUGAAAGAAUUUGUGAAAUUUAGGUAAUCUGAUGAUAUUUAAUCUCCUGAGGGAUUUUAAAACAAAUCUGUUUAAUUUUGAUGGUUUACAUGUCUUACUUUACAUUGUGUGUAUAAAAAUAGGCUAAUUAUCUUUAUAAAGGUAUAUCAAAAGUGUUUAUAAUAUCAGUCUUAUUUAUUUAUUUAUACAAAGUAUAAAUGAAAAAGUAAAA